GAGCUAUAAUUUCAAUUUUUGAUAUAAGGUAGAUUAUUAAAUUAAUCAUAAAAAAAAGGUAACAAAAAUGUAUUGGAAACAAGUUCCAGUCCAAUCAAGUCCAAGAAAUAAAUAGUUAAAAAUCAUUCAAAUUCAGCAAGCUCAGAUGAAAGUAUCUUUAUUCAAAGGACAAAGGUACUUCCACCUCUUGUUUUAAGACUUAGAAUGAUAGAGUGAAAACAGUUGGUUGGAAUAAAUAAAUGAUCCAUGAAAGAAGACGUUAAAAACAGAGUAAUUUAAUUUUUUCUUAAUGAUGUCAGUUUAUCAAAAUGACAAAAAGGGGCCUUUUUUACUUUGUUUUUCUCAGUUUGGUUUGUUUGCUGAAACUCUGUGAAACUGUGUCAACAUCAUGAGACUCCUGAAUAUUCCCUCAAGAUGCAUAAUCAUGACUGAACUUUACUGCAUCUUGUAAAAAACAACAACAAGAGUUUCGGGAACUAGUAAUUUUUAACAGCUCACCACUUUCACUGUUACGUAAUAGUCACCAUUUCAUGAGAUGGCAGGAAGAAAGUAGUUUAUAUUAUAUUCUAAACAUUAAACUUGGACAUUGCUAAUUCAUAAGAAACAUUGUAACUGCACCAAAGAAUGUCACCUUUAAAAAGAACGAGCUAAAUAAAUAAAAGCAAGUAAAAUGGGAUAUGAGCGUGUUGAGCAAUAGCAAAAAACAAUAUUUGGUAAACACUAGUGGAGAUCUUGUAUAUUGAGAUUCUCUUAGCUUUCUCUGUAUAUAACAUUGAAUCAGUGCUCCUGGAAGCACCCACUCCUCACACGGGGGUGUGUCUUGGUGCAAGAGAGAAAAACCUCAAGCUGUCUCACCAUACAGCUUACUCUCUGUCUGAGUCACAUAAACCACAAGAUCAUCACUGAAACAGAGAAAGAGUGAGAUGGAGUAUGAGAGAGAGAGAGAGAGAGAGCGAGAGCGAGAGAGAGAGAGAGAGAGAGAGAGAGAGAAUGGAAAGAAGCCACCCCAGACAAAGAAAGUGAAACUGAAAGCAUAACAUGGCAGUUAUAUAAAGUGUACAUGAGCCUCACUGUAGCAUCAAGGCAUCUUGCUCAGAGUUCACUGCUGCUCCAAGAUGACUGUUUCUUGCCAGGCUCUCAUCCUCCUGUUCUGUACUCUGAUCCUCGUGGAGUCCUCUGCUCCAUCUCCAGUCCGCCAGAGGAACAAAUACAACAACUCCUUUCGCCUCACCAGGUCCACCCGAACCCGUGUCCAACAGCUGCAGAAGAAAUAUAAGGAGGAGCAGUUGGGGAACACGCAGUUUGAGGACAGAAGCCGUCAGUUAAAGGACCUGCCAACACUUUCUACGGAUUUCUACGCAUGGCUGAAUAUGACUGACUGGGAACGACUUCAUGCUGCUUUCUGUGACAUGCAAGCCUACUGGAAUAAGCUGGACAGGACGAGAAAACAAAUAGAGGGGAAGCAGCAGCUGGCCGGACAGGCGUCCCGGAUCACUUUACCUCGGAGAAUCAGGCACAUUCAGCUGGACCUGAGAGACUUGAUGGGCCAAGUCAGCAGUCAGAUGAGGUACAUGCAGAGCUCUUGGACGAAGCCUACCUCUCCAACGCAAUUAGACCCAGAAACCAGCUCCAAAACAGAGUGGGACAGCCGAGUGGAAGGUUACAUCAUUCUGAGGGAUCUAGACCUUUACCUCACCAAGCUGGCAAGAGACUUCCUCUUGUUGGCUUCAAACACACAUGUGUGACUCAAUACAGAAAAACUGUCACACAAAAAAGGUCACAAACAAAGGACAAAAAAGGCGAGUGCUGACUAGGAAAGAAAAUAGAAACAACUGUGAUCAAUGAAUCAGUCCUUUAAAGACGCUGUCAACACUUUGUGUGGAGUUAUCGUUUAAAGCUUUUUUUUUUUUUUACAAGAUGUUUUACUGUAUGUUUAAGGGCUUUCUUGGGUAUUUCCCAGAGUUUCUGUCUUGCCUCUAACUGUAAGUUAGCUCCCGGAGCCGAGAGAACAC
Messenger RNA from Labrus bergylta (ballan wrasse), 2012 nucleotides. RefSeq lists its product as uncharacterized. Gene Ontology annotation, molecular function: cytokine activity. Gene Ontology annotation, biological process: positive regulation of tyrosine phosphorylation of STAT protein; cell surface receptor signaling pathway. Gene Ontology annotation, cellular component: extracellular region. NCBI's taxonomy places the organism in Eukaryota, Metazoa, Chordata, Actinopteri, Labriformes, Labridae. The record is from RefSeq and is a predicted model, not a curated record.